GUCCCAUAACCAGAAUUGGUGGAGAAGUGGACACAAAUGGUCCGUAACUGUAGAGGCAUUUGGAAGAACACAAAAAAGUGAAGAACUUUUCGCUUUUGCCACACAGAGAUUGAAAUUUGAAACAUGUUGCAGAGGUUCUUUUUUGUUGAUGGAGAUAUGGUAGGUGAGAAAUUCAGAAAUCUGUGCGCAUUUAACCUAAUCUGGAUGAAGCAUUAGCGAAAUGAACCCGGUGGCCAGUUGGCCACACUCUCAGUUCAGCCAUGGCCGCCUUCUCAGGUAAGUUUAUGCUGCAUUGCUUAUAGUUAUGUUCUUCUGCUCAAAACAGAGAAUGUUUUCUUUUAUUUAUUCUUGGUGUUUGAUUCCCCGGCCACUUAAUAGAGGAAUAAGAAAUUCUUGCUUGAUAACAGGACAGUAUCUAAUGCUUGUAUAGUUUUAUUCUAAUAAUCUUUAUGAAGUGGAAGAGAAUAGCGUUUGAAUUGUUUGAUUGUGUGUUGAAGAUAUCAAUUCAGGUCACUCCACUUAUGUCAAAACAAAGCUUUAUGUACAUUGGAGAAUUCAUAUUCUCAAAUUUUCCUUACUUAACCACGAAUUUCUGUAUCUUUUCUCAUUAUAAGUCGAUGCUUUGCCAGCAACAUUCUCGAAUGGCUUGUAGUUUACACCAAAACCUUGUAGCUUAACCUUUUCAAAGGAGCUCUCUGGGAACACACUAUGUUUUGAAGGUUGCUGUACAUCUGUUAUGGAGCUCUUCAGAGAGGCUUUGAAGACACAACGUUGUUCUGCUAAACAAGAAGAAAAGCAAGCUCUCUUGCAUGACCAGAAGGACUACCACAUGGCGCAACCCUCUGAUUUGGAAGGGCAGAAAGAAGUGGUUGUUAAGAUUGACAGGCAUAAUGUUUCUAGCAAAGAAACUGAGACUGCUUUUGAGUCUAAUUUUGGUGAAAGCACCAGCACAAAAGUUCCUGGUUCAUCUAAGAGAUCAAAGGUAUCAUUUGAAGAAGUACUGGAUGAAGCUGUUCGGUGCACGGGCAAGGACUUCUCAAGCGGAGAAAGCGUUCAGCAGCAUAGCUUGUGGAAUACUCUGGCGAGAAAGACUAAGUCUAGGCUGAUUGACCCGCCUGAGGAACAAUAUGAAGGUUGUCAGAGAUUUGUGGAUUCUGGUGAAGGUGAUGACAUUGAAGACCCAGAAGAAUCUAAGAAGUUGAAUUUUAGUGCACUGACAGCACUCCAAUUAGCAAGUCUUGUUAUGAUUAUCACAGCCCUAGUUUGCAGCCUCUCAGUUGCUGCUAUUAGGAGUCAAACACUAUGGCAUCUUCCAUUAUGGAAAUGGGAGCUGAUGAUUUUCACUAUAAUAUGCGGACGUUUGGUGAUAGGCUGGGGAAUCCGGGUUGUAGUGGCCUGUAUUGAAAGAAACUUUCUUCUUCGAGAAAGGGUCUUAUAUUUUGUGUAUGGAUUGAAAAGGGCUGUUCAGAACUGCUUCUGGUUAGGUCUUGUCUUGCUCGUUUGGCAUUGGAUUUUUGAUGAAAAGGUUGAGGAGGAGACUAAGAGUAAGGUCUUGCCAUAUGUAACCAAGAUUUUGGUAUGUCUUUGGAUGGCUGCUUUCAUAUGGCUCUUCAAAACAUUCCUUGUUAAAACUAUGGCUUCUUCUUUCCAUGUAAAUACCUUCUUUGAAAGAAUCCGCGAGGCAUUGUUCAGUCAAUACAUUAUUGAAACACUCUCUGGUCCCAGAUUACUUGCAAGGCACGGAGAAGAACAAGAAGAAGAAGGGAGUAACCCUGACCUUAGGCGUUUGCAAAGUGAUGGGGUUACCACUCACAGGAACCACCAGACAACUCUUCUGCAGAGAUCAGCUACAGCUGGGAAAAGUCAUAGAGUCUCUAGGGCAAUGUCUAAGAAGAGGCUAGAUGAGGAGAUUUACAUUGGCCGUCUCCAUAAGAUGAAUCAGAAGAACAUAUCGGCCUGGAACAUGAGGAGGAUGAUGAACAUCAUCCGUCAUGGAGCCUUGUCAACUCUGGAUGAGCAAAUACUGAAAUCAGAUAUUAAAGAUGAGUCUGCUUUCCACAUUAAAAGUGAAUUCCAGGCCAAAGAGGCAGCCAAGAAGAUAUUCCACAAUGUGGCCAAACCAGGAUCCAAUUGCAUUUCCCUUGAUGAUGUGAUGUGCUUUAUGGGUUAUGAAGAAGCCCUUAGAGCAAUGUCUCUCUUUGGAGCUGUACGCUUAAACGAGGAAAUAAGCAAGUCAGCUCUUAACAAUUGGAUCGUUAAUGCGUUCAAAGAGCGACGAGCACUUGCAUUGUCUCUCAAUGAUACAAAAACCGCCGUGGAUGAGCUUCACAAUAUGCUGAACAUUUUUGUAGCUUUAGUCAUUGUGAUAAUCUCACUUGUCAUACUCGGAAUUCCUAUUACCCAUUUCCUAGUCUUCAUAUCCUCCCAGCUUCUCUUGGUGGUGUUUAUUUUUGGGAAUACCUGCAAGACGGUGUUUGAAGCUAUCAUCUUCUUGUUUAUCAUGCACCCAUUUGAUGUAGACGAUCGUGUUGAAAUAGAUGGAGUCCAGAUGGUGGUCGAGGAAAUGAAUAUAUUAACCACAUUAUUUCUGAGACAUGACCACCAAAAGGUCAUAUAUCCCAAUACUGUGUUGGCCACCAAGCCGAUCGGUAACUUCCAUCGCAGUCCAGACAUGGGAGAGGCGGUCAAUUUCUGCAUUCACAUAUCAACUCCAAUGGAGAAGAUUGCCCAUAUGAGAGAACGAAUAAAAGAUUAUGCAGAAGACAACAGUCAUCACUGGCAUCCCUCUCCAAUGGUGGUUGUCAACGACAUAGAGGACAUGAACAAACUGAAGAUAUCAGUUUACCUCACACACAGAAUGAGCUAUCAACACAUGAUGGAGAGAUAUGCUAGGAGGGGGCUUGUGAUUGAGGCAUUGAUCAAAGUGUUUAGAGACCUUGAUAUUGAAUACCGCUUACUACCCCUUGAUGUGAAUGUCCAAAACAUGCAACCUUUGGUCUCAAAUAGGCGUCCUUCAACUUGGACUACUCAAGCCAACAAAUGAAG
This is a messenger RNA of Tripterygium wilfordii, 3045 nucleotides long. Its product is annotated as mechanosensitive ion channel protein 5-like. Gene Ontology annotation, molecular function: mechanosensitive monoatomic ion channel activity. Gene Ontology annotation, cellular component: plasma membrane. The transcript has 6 exons. Lineage: Eukaryota; Viridiplantae; Streptophyta; Magnoliopsida; Celastrales; Celastraceae. The record is from RefSeq and is a predicted model, not a curated record. Bases 737 to 3043 code for a protein of 768 amino acids. Gene Ontology annotation, biological process: monoatomic anion transport; transmembrane transport.